GUCAAGGUCACUUGGCACGGCUAAUGAAUAUAAGUUUACCCACUUUUUGACGUAAGCUUAUCAGCCUACUACUGGUCUGUUCCGUAUAAACAUGUUUAUUGUCAUACUACCUAAUAUGCCUGUGACCUGUGAUAAUUAAAAGACUUUAUAGCUCAAUAAUAUAAAUGGCAAAAUAACAGUUUAUCAACGUAACUGAAAGAAGUGGAGUAUUGAAGCUUCAGUGUAGCACUUAAGAAUUGUAUUCCUUGUCCACAACUUCAGUCUGUCGAAUCUUUAAAUGCUUCUGGUCGUCCUAAAGGCUUAUCGGAAUUUUUCCAAAUCCAUGGACCAAGUCAAGAUGUAUUUUAGAUGGACCACUGUCACUCCCUUACUCCUUAGUCAUAGUUUAGUUUCCGUGUAACUUACAGUAACAGUCUCAUGAUGUCGGUGUCAUGUGUUUGAUAACUACUCGGUCCCUUGUACUGUGGUUCGUAUGGCUGGCUAAAUUACUUUUUAUUCACACAAUUUAGUAGUCAAGUACAAGUCUGUUUCUUUGACUUUGGGCUACCUAUUUUGUGUAAGGUAACCACCCUUUUAGGCUGCUAGUACUAAUGCAAACGAUUUGUGGUUCGAACGCCAGACGUAAAGCUAGCAGUCGUGUGGUUUAGUUACUAGGCCACCGCUCAGUCUUCCGUAAUAAGGAUAGUAGGCUGGUGAACCUGUAUUAAUCCUGACACAUUGCUUUCCAGUGAAGGCCCAGCUUCUCCUUGAAAGUAUUCACUGAUGGGGCUGAUACCAAUUGUUCGGGCAAGGCGUUCCAAUGAUUGACUACUCGAUGAGAAAAACGAGACCCCACUUCAAGUUUAUUAGGUCGUGGUUUAUGAGCCUUCUUGCUAUGACCUCGGAGAUUAUUAGUGCUGGAGGGAGCAAAAAGAUAAGACAUAUUAACACCCAAAUCAUAAUUAAAGAUACGAAAUGCCAGUAUAAGGUCACCUCGUGUCCUACGAUACGACAAGGGGAAAAGAUUUAGGCGUUUUAAGCACUCAUCGUAAGGGAGUCUAGAAAGACCCUUCACUAAUUUCGUUCCUACAAGCUGGACACGCUCAAGGGAGUUAGUAUCCUUUGUCAGACAUGGGCUAGCUGCUUGGAUACAGUACUCUAAAUGUGGUCUAACAUAUAUGGGAUAUAAAAUUCGAAACGUUUCCUCGUCAAAAGAUUUGAACGCUUGGCGAAGUGACCAUAACGCACGAAAACCUUUGACAGCGGCUGCUUUGCAAUGCGUAGUUGUUUUUAAAUCAUGACUUAAUACUACUCCUAAGUCUUUAUGCUCUUGAACGCAUGGAAGAGGUUUACCCUCAAUAGUGUAACAGUAACUAUUACCGUGACCGAUGUGCAUUAGCACACUCUUCCUAGCAUUGAUUUCUAAGCCCCACUCUCGAGCCCAUCUAACUAAAUCGUCUGAGUUAGCUUGAAGAUUCAGAUGAUCAGCCGCACUUUUUAUUCUCCAGAUUUUUACAUCAUCCGCAAACAAUAAUGUCGACGACCUAAGUAACAGCGGUAACUCAUUAACGUAGAGAAGGAAGAACAGAGGGUCUAAGAUGGUGCCUUGGGGUACACCACUUUUGACCGGCUUCCAAUCGGAUAGUGUUCCGUUGACCCUCACUCUCUGUCUGCGGUCACAUAAGAAAUUUCCUAUCCACUCAUGUACAGUACCUAUUAUUCCGAAGCUCGUGAGCUUCUGCAUAAGGCCUACGUGUGAAACCUUGUCAAAUGCUUUGCUAAAAUCUAUGAAUAUCACAUCGACAGACAGACCGUUAUCUAGGGCUGCUGUCCAAUCCUCCCUCGCAAUAAGCAGGUUAGUCAAGCAUGAACGCUUGUUACGAAAUCCGUGUUGCUCAGGAGCUAACAUUGUGUAAAUCUAUGUGGCUUAGCAACCUAACCCGAAUUAUCUUUUCAAGUAACUUAACGACUAUGCUAGUUAGACUGACAGGCCGGUAGUUAGAUACUAUCUGUCGCUGACCGUCCUUAAAUAUAGGGCUGACUAUAGCGUCCUUCCAAUCUCUGGGGAGUUGAGCGAGUGAAAGGGACAUGUUGAAGAGUGUCGCGAGCGGUUUUGAAAUAAUGUCCGCAAGAGAUGGCAGCAACCGUGGAUGUAACCCGUCAGGGCCCGGUAUCUUACCAGGUUUGAGGUUAGUUAUCAACGGAAGGACAGUUUCCUCAGUCACCUGUACAGAUCCAAUGGUUGGUAUCUCGGUGUGAGUGGGACAAGUAUUUGUUACAAUAAACGUAGAGAAGACUUCGCUAAAAUAGUCUGAAAAAGUCUCAGCUUUUGCUCGAUCUGAUUCAGCUAGUAAUUCUGAAUUUUCGUGUAACAGUAACGGGGGAAUACCAUCACCACGUUUCAUUCGCCGUUUAACAUACGAAAACAAUCGUUUCGGACAAGUACGGCUGUCAUAUACUAACUGUCGUUCGUAAGUGGUACGGGAUUUGGCUAUGGUUUUCUUACAGAUAUUACGGAAUUUUUGGUACUUAUGCUUAAAUGGUGCAUGACCUGUCAACAAUAAUAAGUCCCAGAAAUGUUUCCUACGCUUUAACAGCUUCCGGGUUUCCUUAUUAAUCCAUGGAGGGCAAUGUGAUAGCUUACGUGCUGACCAUGGGAUAAACGACGACAUUACAGACUCGAAUGUAGCCUUAAACUUAUUCCAUUCAUCUUCGAUCAAUCCAUCCGCAUCGACCGACCAAUCAAUCAAGAUAGCACAGUUUCUGAUUUCCGGAAUAUUGACUCGCCAGAUAUUGGGACGGGGUGGAGCAGAUACGAAUUGUAUACCAUGUGUCCUAAACUUAAAGUGGAUUACAACGUGAUCACUGUUCACUAGUGGGGGAAGGUGCUGAAUAUCAAAGACAUCCUCACAGUGGUGGGUGAGGGCGAGGUCCAGCAGUGACGGAUCAUGAUUGAAAUCAAUGUGUGUCGGUUUUGUGAUACAUUGUACAAGUGCACACUGAAUAACGGUAGAUAAAAGGUCGCUAUCGAAACCACUACCCGGAGCUGUAAGCUCUAUCCAGUUGAUAUGCGGUGCGUUGAAGUCCCCAAUGAUGAGACAACAUUCUGCCAUACUCCAAGAACAGAUGUGUCUUAGAAUAAAGUCGUCAGCAAGACAAAACGGACUACGGUAUAUUCCCCCUAUAGUCACUAACCCAUUUCUAGAUUUAAUCUUACAACAUGCAACCUCACAUGUGCCACUGAUAUGAGCCUCCGAUAUGGUUGAUUGUAUACGAAAGUGAUCCCUAACGUAUAAUAUUAUAUCUCCCCCUUUGUGACUUGAAACUCUAUCACUUCUAAUACAGAUAUAGCCUGCAAUGAAAGAAGAGCAGUCUAUAUCUACUGUGAACCAAGUUUCUGUAACAACAAUUAUACCGGGACAUAAUUCUUCCACCAUCAGACUUAGCUCGGACGUUUUAUUUCUAAGACUACGAGCGUUCGUGUAGCACACACUUAAGGUGUUCUGGCAAUCAAUCGUUCUACCCAUACAGGCCUCGGAAGCAUUGGCUUCCAAGACCUGAUUACCCGAAAACCCUUAAUGGUCAGGUUAUUUUCGCCAUUUAAUUUGCGAGUCCUCAACUCCGUAAGCGCAUUCUUCCACUUGAUUCGAUCCUCAAGCGGCCAAUCUGGUCGAAUACGGAUAUUUGAGUCACGAGUUUUUGGUGCGCUUUUCAAUAAUAUGUCUCUUUCUUCAAAACUCCCGAGAACCAGCUUCAGGAUUCUUCUUGGUUGGGUCUCGCCUCCAACCCAUUUACCAAGUCGUAUUACUUUUGUAAUAUGUACCCCUGAAACCUCUUCAGGUAGUACAUUCCUUACCACAGACUCCACUGACUGCAGGUCAUGUGCAUGUCUUCUAGCAGGGUCUUUGUCUUUCGACUCCUCUAGAUUCCAAGUAAUUAAACUAGGGAGGGGUUAAGCUUCUUUUGAAACUGUGUUCACAGCUUUCGAUUGUGACGUUCGAUCCUGUAUUUUAACUACUGGUAUUUUACGAUUAGUUUUUAUUUUAACAGAGUCCUGGGAGUCAAGCGAAUGACUCACAACAAUGUCAGACGAAGCUUUACUAUGGGACUUUAGCGGAUUGGUCUGAGAGUCCACCAAGGACUAACCAAGUAAACAGUCAUUAGUUUUAGCUAUCUUUCCUACUCUUCUGCGUUUUCGCGUCAUCCAUUUUCCAUCAGUCGAAACGUCUAUAUUAGAACAACUCGGGACAGUAAUUGUUUUAUCUGGGUCACCGGUUGCUGCUGUAGCAAUAUGGCCACCAACGUCUAACGAGGUGUCACUCACUGAUCGUUUCGGGGGAGAACGUUUAACUGCGGGUUGCACAGGUAGAUAUCUGGCUUGCGCCGUGAUAGCACUUACGACACUAACGCAAUCUUCGCCAUCAGUACCAAUGUUAUCAGUACAGCCCUCAUCAACCUUCUUAUUAGCCAACACCAGGAGACUAAUUGCUUCCUGGAUAAGCAAUGUUUUGCUCGAGCAACAAAAACUACAAAGCCAAUGAGAGUUGGGCUUUGAGCACCUUUUAUAUGCAGUGGGGCUUAGUCGGGUGCACAUCUUAUGGAACCACUUAUUACACUCAUCACAUUGCACCCCUUCCUCCAUGGGCAAUAAGCAAUAUGGUUGUCCACAUUUAUGAACAGAUCUAGCCAUCUUGAAAAUCAACUAGAACGGUGACAAAAAUAGGAUUCUUAAACCUUGACUAAAUAAAUCAAGUAAAAGUCGACGACGUAUGCUUCUAUGCAAUAAAUACACAAAAGCAAAAUCGAAACUCAAUGCAAUAUCACUUUAACUGGGAUAUAUGCAAUUAAAGUGUAAACAGUAGUUCUGAUGCGUAAUUUACGAUCAAAACAGUUAAUUAACUCAACGAGAAACAAUAAGUAGUGAUCAAUAAUCAUUAUCGUCAAAACAAAGUAGGGAGUAUGUUGUUGACAAAGGCUUAUUUGGGUGGAUUUUGUGAAGGAUUUUUGAUGUCAAGCAUUAUCGUAUAUUUCAUGCAGAAAACCAGCUAUGUAAGGCACUCGAUUAUCAACAAUUUAGGACAACGCACUCCUGUUUCUUAAUAUGGGUAGUAUCUUUGGCUCUCACAUAACAAACAUUUCCAUUAGUCCGAAAUACAAGCUUGUAUUUGACAAAUCAGUUUCAGUUUAAGAACAGAUGUCUGAGUGUAGCGUUAGUGAGAUUGUUAGUUUCAGUCCUAGCAAUGGGGGUCUCAGUUUAUACAACUCGUUUGAACGUGUUGACAAAUAGGGUUACAGUCGCCUGUUAGGAUAGGGAAUUUCACGCUAUAAUUAUUUGAGAAAGUUGUUACUCAGCUGACAAGUCGUGAACUUUUUGGAGUCUCCUGCUUGGCGGCUUAGUUGCUCUUUGUUGUGGUUCUAUACUAGAAAAUUGUUCGUCCGUAUGAGGUUUGUGUCGUACUUGUUUUAAAGACAGCACUCACCAAUGAGUUUUUUAAGUCAUUUGAUAAACUACCCUGGGCUAGAUAUAAAACACAUACUUUAAGGAUUUACUAUUAAGUGCUCGAGUUCUUCCAGAACCCUAAUGGGGAUUUCGCCGGGUCCCAUAUAUUUUCUUACAUUGAAUUUACUUAAUGGACUAAUGGCCAACCCUUUUAAGGGUCACAAUAUCUAGAGUAUGGGUGACAGGGUUUAUUCGGGCUCAAGAGAAGUGUGUCUACUGUAUAUACAUUGCUAAAGUAGUCUGAAAAUAACUGGCCUUUACCGUGGUCAUCUUCCACUGGCGUUUCCAUACUACCACCUAUAUACAUUUGCGGGACGCUGCACCAUGUAUUUUUUCUUCGAUUUGUAUACGAGUAUAAGCGUUAUGGGUAUUCUAUUGAAUCCUUAACGAAUAUUUUUCAUACUGUCAGACUUGCAUAGGGCAAAGGCACAAACAUUUAUGGCUUUCUGAUAUUAUUACCUGGUCUCAUCAGUGUCUAGCAACCUAAAUCUCUCAAACUUUCCACCAGGAAUGAAACUGACGACCUCUGGUCUUACGUGGGAGUAUUUAACUUCUAGGCCGUUUAGUUAAAAUCCCAAUUUAAUUUACUAAUAUUUAAAAUUUCUAGUUGUAACUUCGCCUCACUGAAGCCCUGUCGAUAACAAUAGCUGUCUCCACUUUAUUGGGAUAUUCAUAGAAAUAGCAGUUAAGUUGCAUAGUUACCAGUCUCUCAGUUUACGCUCAGGUAUACCAGUUAGAUGUUUCUAAGGGAUCGCUAUACCUACCAUCCCAAUACUUUAAUUGAUGCUUUUAGUUGUCUCUGGCAGCCAUAAAUUUGUACAGCAAUGUUUCAGUGAUAUUCAUUUGAUCAACAUACUAUUCUGUUUCAUUUGAUUCUCAGACAUUUAGAUUCUCAAGUAUGUUGGCUGACCAAAAGUAGUUAGAGCUUUCCGUGACCUUCUCUUUAGAUCGUGGCCUACACUAUCUUGAUGGAUUGUGCCUAUUAGUAGUAAUACCAAAGACCGCAGCCAUUGUAACAACCGUUUAGCCAGACUGCUGUCUUAAAUUUCCGAGAUAGGCGAUAGACAUCUUUUCAAACUUAUUACAAUAUAAAUUAAAAUUCGGAAGUUGGUGAGACUUCCUAAAAGAGUGAAACAGUAAUCCACUCUCAACCCAGCAAACUAAAAGAUGUGUAAAAGAUUUUGAAGAACAUGUUAACUGGUUUUUAACUGCUACCAAGCAACUUCAGUGGAAUGUCAACACAAGUCCUCUGAGUAGUAAUAAAGUUGAGAAUCUGUAAUUUAUCUAAAGUGGGAUAAAGCAGCAGGUUCAGAUGUAAUAGUCUAGGAAAUGAUAGAGCUCUAGUCUUAGCAUUUGGAGUAGUUGCGUAUACCAAAUAUUUGCUCCUCACAGGCAUACCUACCGACUCCUAGUCACAGUUCUAUUUCUCAACCUUAAGGCAGCAUUCGGUUCUGUUGGCCGAAAUAUUUUAUGGGAGUUCCCGACAAUUAAAAGCAGCCUUGUGCAGACUUUGUAUUUGAAUACUACUAUUUGAAUUGGAGCUUAUGACAAACAGUCAUUAGAAGUGCUAACAUUCAGUGGCGUUCGUAAAGAUUUCCCAUAUUUCUUAUUUUCAUUUGACUGUCAUAGACAUCUUUUGGGAGAAAACACUUUCCUCAUUUAAUCUACCAGGAAUCGAUUUACCAGGAGAUUCUGUUUUGAACUUAAACUAAACAUGAUAUAGCUCUGUUUCCUGAAAAUAUCGGCAAGAUCUAUAGUUUUCUGGUAGCCUUGGAUAAGAGUGCAAAGAUGUCUGGGAUGCGUUUCUCUCCAUCUAAACGCACAAUAUCACUUCAAGAUAGAUUCGCACUGACACCUAAACCAAUGAUAGGGAGUGAAGUAGUUGAGUGAGUCGACCGGCCCACUUAUUUUAGGAAUCUCUUCAGUCUUGAUAGGCCUUUGUUUGACGAAAUCUCGGCAUAAAUUCAGAAAGCAUAAUCGGUUUUUGCUAAUUUGUGUUGUCUGUGGGUUAAGUCAGUCAGUCAGCUACAACGUAGGACCAGCCACAUAUAUGUUUGUGGGGUAAGCGAGAUGUCCGCUUGCCAACUAAAGGACGGGUUUACUCUGUAACAGUUUGCUUCGUUGUACCUAAUGGCUGGAACGUGUCCUUUUAAAACAGGAUGUUCGUAGGUCACUGGUAUUCGCUCAUAGGUGUUUUGAAGCAAUGCUCCUUUACGUUGGGACCAUUAAGCUAGCAGUUCUGAGGUUAGAUGCAUAGUACUAAGUUAAUAUAACAAACCAAAUGAGGAAGUAGUGGAUCUUUAUCUACUAAGAUGGUUGGGAUAUGUAUUAUGUAUCCCCAUCCACCAACUAUUUUAUCUCGUACUUUUUCAACUUCUUAGUAUAUGUGAUUUAUUUUGAUACAUCAAAGGUUAAACAGGCUGAAGACGUUUAGCGUUUACUUUUGUCACAAUGAAUACUUUUUAAUGGCUAGAAAUUAAAAAUGUAUCAUGCAGAUGCUUAAUCCCUUGGUUGCCGGAAUAGUGACUUAAAAUUCGGUAAGGUUUAAAAAUAGGAUAAUUUCAACCAGUGUUCUUAGGUCAUAUACGACAGGGUUUAGUUAGCUUAAAAACUGACAGGUUUGUAGUCUUCUAUAUGAAAUUCCCAAAUGAUAUUGUCCUGUCAAAUGUGUCAGAUAAUUUUCCCUCAUGGCUGCUUAUUUUAAACUUCCCGCAAAUUUGAGUAUAUUCAUUUAGCGUUUCUUUUUUUGUAGAGAAAUUGAAUUUGUUCAUUAUGGAAAGUAACGCUGAUCUGGAAGAAGUUCAAAUUAACGUCAAUGGAACGAACCGUCCUCACGCUAAAUCGGUAGAACAUAAUUUUUCUAGUUCAAUACCGAAUCAUUCUGUUUCUUGCACAGAAGCUCCCGCUGUGUCACUUGAAACAUCAAAUGAAUCGUCUAAGUCACCUACCAUUCUGUCAAGUUCUACUGUAACUAAGAAAGAAAUUCCUCCCGAUUACGUUUUUGGGUCAAAUAUUUCGUCACGCGUUGUGAAUGCUGAUGUGUCAAAAGGUGCCUCGGUUAAUUUAUGGACAUCAACAUCUACAAGUCAUGAUUCCGCCUCGUGUGUUUUUACCACACUGGCUAAAGCAGUUACUGCUUCUCAAGCAAACUUUAAGGAUUCGAAAAAUCUGGAAGAUUCCGCAAAGGAAGUAGCUGAGGACAAGCGGAAGGAAACAUUAACGUUAGCAGAAGUCGACCUAGUUACUGGUGAAGAAGGGGAAAUUCCAAUCAUUCGACAACACUGCCGAGCUCAUAUUUUCGAUGCUAAUAAGCAGAAGUGGAAUAAUAUUGGGGCUGUUCAUUUCCAUUUAAAUGAUAUUCCCAACGACAGUGCGCAAGGGAAUACCAAUGCUUUCUGCAGGUCCCGGAUAGUAGUGCGUUUAGUGUCUACACGCAGAUUGUUGAUUAAUACUCUUAUUUGGUCUCAAAUGCCUGCCGCUAUAGUUGACUCACGAACUUUGAGGAUAGGUGCAAUUAAUGAGGAAGGACAUAUCAAAAAUUAUCUUUUUGGAUUUCCACCGGAUGAGUCGGCUUCCAAAAUAUUUGAAAUGAUAAGUUUUAGAAAGUCAAACGCUACUACUCUCCCGUAUGAAAUUUGUCAUGACAUAGCACCUGUUUCAAACAAAGAUAAGGUGACUGGUUGUAAGCGUCAGUUAGAAAUUCAAGCCAAAGCAGAUGUAGAUUGCUCACUCCAUGUACCCCCGAAAAUAGCCAAUACUAAUGUCCUUUCAUCUACACCAAGUGUGGUUGUAUUUCCAAAGACUAACAUAUUUAGACCAUCGGUAUUCACUCCAGUUUGUAAAGAUUCGUCCAAUAAUUCAUCGACCCCAAAUCACUCUUGUCAUGUGGGAGAACUACAGUUUCGGAAUUCACCGUUGGAUAACGUUGUUAAACGUCUCUGUGAAAGCAGUCCAUCUGGUAGUUCUGAACCUUCUACACUUCCAUGUAAUAACAAAGUAACUGAACCCCCGAAAUUGUCAUCGGGUGUAAAUUCUCAGAAUAUGCCUAUCAGUUCGGUUUCAAGUAAUCAAUGUGCCGAUUUCAUAUUCGGCCAUAACGUUUCGGAACGCGUCACAAAUGCUUCUUUAUCUACAGUCGUUAACCGUGAUAUCUCUGGCAAGGAUCUUCCAGUCGAGUCUUCAGAGUCAAACGACCACAGUUUAUCUCCAGAAAAAGAAGAGAGUAUAGAUGCUUCUGAGACUGGUGAGGAUUGUACUGUUCUUCCUAGUAAGCGAACAUUAGAAGAAUCUGCCGCUGCAGUAACUUCCGAGAUGCUCGAAAAGUCGACCUAUCUCUUAGCUAAUCUUCCAGAAUCUCCUAUUCUCACUGGGGAAGAAGGAGAAUACCUUACUCUGAAGGCUUACUGUCAUUUUUAUUGUUUUGAUCGUCACAAACAUGAGUGGGCCGGUCGUGGACAGGCUUACAUUCACUUGAAUGAUGUUGCAAUGAAAUCUUCAUCGUUACCUAGUCAAGCCUCCCCUUUUCCGUCUGGGCCGCCUGCACGGUCUCGUUUAGUAAUCCGCACGUGCCAAACUUUGAAACUUUUAGCCAAUGUUCCUAUCUGGUCCGGUCUGAACGUUGCUAUGGCUGAUGAACGCUCUAUUCGUCUGACUACAGUCUGUCAUCCGUCAGAAACUUUGAAUGAUUCUCAAAAUAAGCUUCUAUAAACAGGACAUAAUUACAAUGUGGAUAUGUCCUAGACCGUUGGACCACUAUCAUAACUCCUUCAUGUUCUAUAGAUUCAGUUGUUACAAAACCAGAAUUUUGUGCUUAUCUACUUGUUAUGCAUUCACAUAAAGAAGCUGACCGUCUUUUUCAAGCUCUUAAUUCGCGUAUAAACACUUUUACUAGUCGUUUAAACGCUAAACCUACAUAUCUUCACGAAACAAAUAGUGCAUCCAACAGUCCUGGUGAUUUUUCUUCUAUUCAUUCCCGUACACAUGGUCAUCUUGAGGAAGGUGAUGACUCUCCUAGUAUUAGUAAAGUUGAUGAGGAAAACCUACGACCAUUAACAAUGAUAUUUAUGGAUUCAAUACAAAUUUAUCAAAGUUAAUCAGUGAAAAAAAUAGAACAAUAAAUCACUUGUAUUAUCUUUGGCGUAUCGGCUUUUCUAUAUCUGGAGGUGUCAUCGCUAUUAAUGUGCGGGUUGACUUUGUUGUGUUCACAGUCCUACUGCCUGUACUUGAAAAUCAGGAACCACUCCAACUCGUUGAUCCUACUGCUUAUACUUUGAAACGAGAAUCACUGCAAUUCCCACAAUGUAAAGCAAUAAAGCGUAUGACUGGUCCAUUGGCGUCCCUACACAUGUCAAAAAAUCACAUCGUCAUUUGAACAAAACGCAAUCAUUUCUUUACUAAUUUUUGCACACACUUUAUAAUAACACAUCUAUGAGGAAAUAUAUGGGGUUACUGUAGAAAUCCACACACUGAAUAUAGUUUACCAGAAGUGAUAUUGGUAAUAUAAUUGCCACACUGAACAAAGCUAAUACCUGUCAUACUAAACGAAGUUUAUUCUGAAUUGAUACAAAAAAUAUCAACAUUAAAAUCGUCACGUUGAACGAAGUUCACACCUGCCAUCCUGGCUGAAAUUCAUAAUAAAUCAAUACAAAAAAUAUUUACAUAAAUAAUGUCACAUCUUUAUACCGUCAUAUCAUUGUUUUAAUUACCUAGAGUUCAACACUAUUGAACGUCUCGUAACUGGCAGUCGUUUCCAGAACCUUAAACAAUGAUCGCGUUGGAAGUAAUUAUUUGUGUACUUGCGAACCUUUAACGAUGAACGAAGUGAACACAUGUAAUAUCAUCAUGGUAUUGAUCUUGCAAACUCUAAUAUCCAUCAGAUUCUAAGUGACCCAGACAAUUUAGUGUUGAAAAUUGAAGUGAAAAUGCAAUCAAUAGGUACAGGAUUUAUGUUUAUACUCAAUACAUAAAUCACCUGUGCACACAGCGUUAUCCAGUACUUUUUAUCGUGUUCGAUUGAAUUACAUUUCUGUAAUCGAUCACGGUAUUUUUGGACAAAAAUAAAUAACCUCACAAGCACAAUCUUACGUUGGUCGAAUAGUGUUUGUGCUACAUUGGUGAUGCUUUAGACCAAUUAACUUGAGUACCUGAAUAACGAUUGGACAGAAACAAAUUUUGACAAGGAAAAUC
This is a messenger RNA of Schistosoma haematobium, 11665 nucleotides long. RefSeq names its product Ran-binding protein 3, variant 2. The coding region runs from base 8252 to 10186 and encodes 644 amino acids. NCBI's taxonomy places the organism in Eukaryota, Metazoa, Platyhelminthes, Trematoda, Strigeidida, Schistosomatidae. The record is from RefSeq and is a predicted model, not a curated record. Gene Ontology annotation, molecular function: GTPase activator activity. Gene Ontology annotation, biological process: protein export from nucleus. The transcript is spliced from 5 exons. Gene Ontology annotation, cellular component: nuclear pore; cytoplasm.